AUGGCAUCAGCGGGUGGGCGAGGGGCCAGCGCGGCAGCACUGGGCGAUGUUGGGUAUAAGACGGACGACGAUGUGAGGGCGUAUGUGCGCAAGAGGAAGAGGGCCAACAAGAACUGUUCGGUUUCUCACCUGCGCCGCGCCCUCAACAUCGGCUACAAAAAGGCCAAGCGCAUACACGACGAGGUUGAUGAUGAACUGCGCCGCGAACGACACGAUCGUCGAGGAGAGGACGGAGGCUCGCGCACUCAAUCGCGCUCGCAUCGCGGUGGGGCGGACGACGAGGACGACGACGAGGAUGCCAGCGAUGACGGUCUUGACUACGAUGACCCUCACGAUCGGCGAGAGGGCUCGCCCCACGACGAUGACGAACAAGACGAGGGCGACAUACCGGAUGAGGCUCUGCGCGAGCACAUUCGCAAGAAGCUGAGGCGCGGGGAGGUGAUUUACGUGCACCACAUGCGCGACCUGGGCCUCAGCUACCGCCGCACGAGACGCAUCCUCCAGGAGUUCAUCGACCAGGGCAAGAUCCAAAAGCUGCCCCGCUCGUCGCUGGGCGGCGGGCGAGGCGGCGCGGACGGCAGUCGUGGGGCGAGCGAUGAGGCGCUGCCGAGCGCCGAAGACGCGGUCAAGAUGAAGCCCCUCAAGCAAAAGGUCAAGGAGGAGAACAAGAAGGCCGCCGAGAGCCAGCUCAAGACCGAACCGGGUGACGACAGGAAGGACGACCAGCCGCUCCAGCAGCAGCAGCAGCAGGAAGAGGAGGGGCACGCGCCGCCGACCGAGGACGGGGCCACGCCCAUGGACACUGACGCCGCGACGCCUGCGACGGCGACCACCUCAGGCGGCAGCAGCGGCGGUAGCGGUGCUUCUGUGGUCGAGGGCUCCUCGCACGGCGGUCCCACCACGCCGACGGGGGCGCCCGCCAUCCUCUUCAUGGAGGAGGGAGGCGCGCCGUCGGCCGCCACCCCAUCAUCGCCACCACUAUUGCCCGCUGCUGCGGCUGCGAGCAACCAGCACGCGGUCGAUGGCCACCAGGCCGAACCCAUGGACAUCGCGGCAGCGGCUGCCCCCGCCCCCGCCGACACCUCCACCACGACGGGCGCUGCCGAUGCGCAGGCAGCUGCUGCUGCCACUGCCCACUCCACGUAA
Acanthamoeba castellanii str. Neff is the source of this 1146-nucleotide messenger RNA. RefSeq lists its product as uncharacterized. The transcript is spliced from 3 exons. Bases 1 to 1146 code for a protein of 381 amino acids. Lineage: Eukaryota; Discosea; Longamoebia; Acanthamoebidae. The record is from RefSeq and is a predicted model, not a curated record.